UCGGAAUAUGCAGAUACAUUUACUAUACUGAUGCGUGUCAGAGGGGAUUGGAGCAGAAGAUUUGCAAAACAUUUCCCAGCUUCAGAAUCGAGUUCCCCUUUGCAAUGUGGUCAGAUGCCAAAUGAUACCGAUUCUCCCUAUUGCCCUGUUAUGACACAGUCUAGUCUGAGAAAUAAAAAAGUGAACAAUAAUGCUAGUCAGUCAGUGCACAGAUAUCUUGAACACAGUCAAUCUAUUCGUGGAGAUUAUGAUUGUAACCCACCCAACAUAUCUUCAGGUCCACCUACUGAUCCUUUGUAUCAUGUGCUCUCAAUUAGAAAAUCUAAUAGUUACUCAUUUAGCCCCAGAGAAUGUAGUAAUAAAAGCUUGAAAUUAUUUAAUCGUGCAAUAUUUCAUAAUAGCAGAAAUUGUGUCCAUUCAGAGUUUUUAUUUUCCAACAUAUUGUUACUUCAAGGUAACAGAAACUCAUUACCCCACAACAGUGAGUUGCUCAGCCCUCAUCCGAAUUAUAUUCAAGAAAAUUCUGAAAUCAGCGAUGUAUCUACAUAUUUCAGUAAAUCAAAACUUUGUUCUCACUCAAAGGGUCCUUGUUGGGGAAGUGGAACAACAAAUAACUGUAGAAAUAGUUUCAUACAAAAUAAUAAUAAACUUAAAGAAAAUGGACUUGGAAAUGAUAUUUUGUGCCUGUGUCAAGAAGUAUGCAUACCUUCAGGACCCCAUAAAUGCUGUUUGAAUACAAUUAAUAACAAAAGUGUAAGGGAAGAACAGAGAGAUCAUGUAAUUAACUUCAAUGCAUCAUUUUAUCCCAGGCUGUGUGUUGAUGGUCCAUAUAAUUCUCCAAGUGAGGAGAUGCUCCAUUAUCCAAUUAUAAUAGGGGCUGCAGGUGGAAUUGGUAUAACACCAUUGGCAGCUACUCUUUCACAUAAACUAUGGCAUCCAACUAAGUGGCCAAACCGUAUUCACAUGAUAUGGGUGGUAAGGGAUGCAAGGCUCUUACUAGUUAUUGCACCUUUGCUCUCUAGUUUGCUUCUUCAUUGUUGGCAGACAAAUAUGGAGGACUCCAUUGAACUUCGACUUCAUGUAACCAUACCUACAUCACAAGAAGUUUUGCAGGUAAGGUAUUAAGGUGUAUUUAGAAGA
Messenger RNA from Macrobrachium nipponense, 1140 nucleotides. RefSeq lists its product as uncharacterized. The record is from RefSeq and is a predicted model, not a curated record. Gene Ontology annotation, cellular component: plasma membrane. The transcript has 3 exons. NCBI's taxonomy places the organism in Eukaryota, Metazoa, Arthropoda, Malacostraca, Decapoda, Palaemonidae. Bases 31 to 1125 code for a protein of 364 amino acids. Gene Ontology annotation, molecular function: oxidoreductase activity.